Diaporthe amygdali is the source of this 1503-nucleotide messenger RNA. RefSeq lists its product as uncharacterized. Bases 1 to 1503 code for a protein of 500 amino acids. The record is from RefSeq and is a predicted model, not a curated record. Gene Ontology annotation, molecular function: FAD binding. The transcript has 2 exons. Lineage: Eukaryota; Fungi; Ascomycota; Sordariomycetes; Diaporthales; Diaporthaceae.
AUGAAUUCAUCUCGCCGCGAAUCACUCGAAGAGCCACACCUUGCUUCUACAGGAGGUGAUGUACGAGGCUCAACGGCAGUCAAAGCCACUUGCUGCAUACUUCAGCAGACGUUCGGGCCCGACCAGCUCAUCCUAUCUGACUCCCCGUUAUACGCGGCCAGCAGGUCCAGGUACUGGUCCGCUCAACAGGCCUCCGUACAAACUGUAUGCUUUCUGCUUCCAAAAUCCACGCAUGAGGUCCAAAGUGCCCUCAAAGUCCUGCUGCAAACCAGAUGCCCUUUCGCUAUCAGGAGUGGCGGGCACACUCCAUACGCAGGAGGAUCAAGUAUUCACAAUGGCAUCACAUUGUCCCUGGAAAAUAUGAACCGUGUCUCAGUCAGCGAGGACAGAACCACUGUCUCCAUCGGGCCUGGCUGCAGAUGGCUAGAUGUUUACGACACACUGGAGCCAAUUGGGUUGACGGUAGUAGGAGGUCGUGUCGCAAGUGUUGGCGUGGGAGGUCUCAUUCUAGGAGGUGGAAUAUCCUUCCACAGUAACCUACAUGGAUGGGCAUGUGACAAUGUCGUUAACUUUGAGGUUGUUACUGCUGGAGGUGAUAUUGUGAACGCAAACGAGACCACAAAUCAAGACUUGUUCUGGGCUCUCCGUGGAGGGGGAAACAGCUUGGGGGUGGUCACGAGGUUUGAUGUGAAGGCCUUUCCACAGGGACGAAUGUGGGGUGGUAAUAGGUACCAUCCACUUUCACAAUCUGCUAAGUUGAUCCAACAAAUGAUCGCAUUCGGAGAACGUGGCGUUGUCGAAGACCCAAAAGCCAGCUUGAUUAUCGGCUUCGCGUGGACCGAAGCCACGGGAUACUUUAGCAGUGUUUCACUGCAGCAUACAGAUGCAGAUUCGGAUAGUGACAGUCCGAAAGUAUUCCACGGGUUAUUGAACGUACCCGAAGUUCUCGGCGACAGUUGUUCAAGCAGGACGUUGAGUAAUCUCACCAUGGAACUCGACGGAAUCAGCAGUGGAGACGGGCACAAAAUGCGGCAAAGCUUUUGGACAUUCACUACCUAUCUGGAUGAGAAUUUGUUGUCAGAAAUUGUUGAAUUAUUUGUGGAGGAAUCAAAGGCACUCACCCAUGUCAAGGGUAUUCUCUCAGGAGUAGGAUUGCAAGUCAUCAGUAUGGGUAUGAUCAAACACAUGACACAAGCUGGAGGCAACUGUCUUGGGCUUGAAGGAGAGACACGACCACUAUUACUUGCGAACCCAUCAGUGAGGUGGGAAAAUCAAGACGACGACCGACUCGUGCUGGACACUUACUGCAGAUUCGUCAAGAGAGCGCAAGAGUGUGCAACAGCACGAGGGCUGGGACACGGCUUUCUGUACAAAAAUUACGCCAGCCAGUUCCAAAAGGCUAAUAGCUACGGAGAAGACAACGAGAGGAAGUUAUUGCAAGUAAACAUGGCGUAUGACCCCAAUGGGCUAUUUAGAACUUUGGUGGCUGCUCAUAUAGGAUAG